Sparassis crispa is the source of this 603-nucleotide messenger RNA. RefSeq lists its product as hypothetical. The record is from RefSeq and is a predicted model, not a curated record. Gene Ontology annotation, molecular function: zinc ion binding; nucleic acid binding. The transcript has a single exon. Lineage: Eukaryota; Fungi; Basidiomycota; Agaricomycetes; Polyporales; Sparassidaceae. The coding region runs from base 1 to 603 and encodes 200 amino acids.
AUGGUGCACAUCGCUGGAGCCGAGACGGCAUGGGCCAUGUGGGAGCAGCUCCACACAGUCAAGGAACAGUGUGGACAGCAUGGAAUUCUCGCGCUGUGCCAGCGUUUUUACCGGAUGCAAGCCAAGGAAGAAGACAAUAUCUCCAAUCAUAUCACACAGCUACGACAGAUCCAGGAACAACUCCACCUAAUGGGGAAGGUUGUUUCUGACGAGGAUUUUUGGCUCAUCCUGACCACUUCAUUACCGGAGAGCUGGGAUUCUUUCCUCAGCUCUUACUUUGGUGCCGUGGGCGGCAAUGUUGGCGCCGAAGGUGCUGACAACGUGCGCCCUCAGCUUACACCACAAGAAUUGAUUGCCAUCAUUCUUGAUGAAAAUAGGCGAAGGCAUGAGCAUGGCGAGCGUGGUCAAUCCUCGGACCAAGCCAUGGUUGCCAAAGGAAAGAAGCACCCCUUUGGGGAAUACAAAAAAUGUUCGAUCUGCGGAAAGCCGGGACAUCUUGGUAACGAGUGUCGGCACCGCGACAAGGUCAAAUGUAUGAAUUGUGGAAAAUUCGGGCAUAAGGCCACGGAUUGUUGGGCCAAAGGCGGCGGCAAAGCCGGAUAG